AUGUCCCUGGAGUCGGAUGAGAGCGACGUUGAGCACCUGCCAAAGUUCACUUUUCUAAAACAACAGCCUCCUGCGGUAAAAAGCAGCAGCCGCUGCCAGCCUCCUUCAAAGGAGAGAGUUGUGGUGAUCUGCAGCUCUGACUCUGAGGAAUCCUCUCCUCCUUCCCCGGGGUUGGAAAAGUGCCCUGGUAACCAGGAUUCUGACCGAGUCAGCGCUUGUAAGGAUGCGAUUGCAAGGCUGAGCAGUGAGAGUGAGGAGGAAGAGGAGAUAAUACCCUUGUCUGAAAGACUAAGGGGGAAAUUGGUGAACAGCAAGUCCUCCAAAAUUAGUAUUUUGCUUUCUGAGGACCAGCAACUGAGUAGCUGUGAUGCAGUGUGUAAAGCUAGGGGUACUGUGCUCCGUCAGAACUAUGAACAAGUGGUUACUGACUGCAGAGAACAGUUGCUGCCAAAGGCUUCUGACACCCAGACAAGAACCCCUGUCUCAUCCUGGGAAAUUUCAGCUAGUGACCAAGAUGAUGCCACAGAGGAUUCCAAGAGGGUACCUUUGCACCAGCCUCCAGUUUGUCUGUCAGUCUCUCCAGCCCAGAGUAGCAGGUCUCUGGUGGCAGAGGCAAGUUCAGAAAUGUGCCCUCCUCAGAAGAAGUCAAAACACAGCCAGGAGGAGAGAGAGAGGGCUCGCCAGGCUGCGUUGCAGAGGAGGAGAGAGCGGGAAGUGCAGAAGGGGCAGCGGGAGCAGGACCGAGAGAGGAAAAAGGCACUUGCCAACAUGCUGAAGGCCCAGCGACCAGAAGAGUGCCUGAAGCACAUAACUGUGGUGCUGGAUCCAGUUCUCUUGCAGGUAGAAGGAGGUGGGCAAGUCCUCAGUGCUUUGCAGUCCAUGAACUGUGGCUGUGUGAUUGAGAGUCAGGCUGUUCCCUGUAGCAUCACCUGGAGGAGGAGGAGGGCUGGGUCAUCUCAGGUUGAAGAAGGCAGCUGGAUAGAAGAACCCAAUAUCCUCAUUCUGCUUCGCCUGGAGGAUUUUGUAUCCAUGAUCUACAGCUACAGGCAGGAAGUCCAGGGUGGCACAGAAGGACCGAAAGAGACUUUACGGAGCUUCGUAGCUUGUGUCAUGGAGAGAGCUCCUGGGAAAACUCUAGCACUGGCUGUAGUUGAACUAGAAAAAUAUUUCAGAUCUCACAAAGUUCAGUCCCGGAAGAAGCUGCGGCAGGCAGUGCUGAAUGGAAGCCAAGUAGAAGGACAAGGGAAACGGAAAAAACGGAAGGGAAAGGGGGAUUCUGGCCCAGAGCUGUCCAGGGUAGAAGUGGAAGAAGCAUUGGUGGAUCUGCAGCUUCACACAGGAGUCCAGGUUAGAAUCCUCGAGAGUUGGAAGGAACUUGGAGACUUUGCCAGUAUGUUCACCAAAGCUGUAGCUGAAGCACCAUUCAAGCAAGAGCGAGACAAGACCAGCUUCUCCUUCUACCUGGAGAGUGAAUGGUGUAGGGGGGUGAAGGUGGACCGCUCAGGGAAGGGACUCUCGCAGGUUUGGAAGAGGCAGAUCCAACAGUUCAACCGGGUCAGUCUGGAGAUGGCCAGUGCCGUUGUGGCUGCAUACCCUUCUCCUCUGCUUCUGGAUCAGGCCUAUCGUAGAUGCCUUUCAGAGCGGGAGCAACAGAACAUGCUCGCUGACAUACCUGUGCGCCGUGGCAAUGGUGUAACGGCCACGUCACGUCGGAUUGGACCAGAACUCUCCAAACGGAUUUACCUGCAGAUGACCUCUCACCAUCCUGAUCUCUCUCUGGAUGUCACUGGCUAGCCCAAGAGAACAUGGAUUUUACUGGUUGCCUGGUUAAACGUAUUCAUCUCCCUUCUAGGAGGAAAAGUGUAUUAACUAAGAAAUGGGAGUCUUGGGUCUUGCUUGUAAAGACUUAACAUCUCCUGUUUCUGAAGCCUGAAAUGCUCUACAGGCAGUGUUUUCAGAAGGCACUGAAACAUUUUCCUUGGCCAAGGUGCUGUGAUACUGCCCUCAAGUGCAGUAGUGAGAGUUUCUUUCUGCCUGUGAUAAAUUGCAUUUUCUGUCCUGGGCAUAAAUCUUCUCUACUCUUCCAAGUAGGUGGUUUGCUCUAGGACCUAUUAGGAUUGCUGUAUAGGGCCAGCUCUCCUCUACAUGAGCCAAGCUAUUUCCACUGUCAUCCUUUAAGGAAAUCAGCUGCUACUAUUUGUCCUUUCCCACACCAGUGAGUUUUAAAAAACAAAACCGAAUGCUAGUACUGGAGAGACAUUGGCUCAUUCAUAGCUGUCUAAUAACACUUGCUCGGAAACAGCACAACCCUAUAGUCUAUUAGAAUGGGAGAAUUUUAUUUCUGGUAUAGAAAGAAAGAAUUCCCCCCACCCCUCAACAAUGAAAGAUGUUUUGUACCCCACUCAGGUACAAAGUUUAGACCUGCACUGACUCAAAGGCUCCAGCUUGACCUAUGGGGGCCUGAAGUGUGAUUUAUGGAUUAGAGAAUGAGUGGAGCUCUAAUGGGCUUUAUUUGCAGCAAGAGAUGCUUUAAGCUAGGGAGCAUCUGCCUUUGGAUAUGUGCACUUCACUUCCCCUGAAGCCAUCAGCACUCAAAUGCAUGUGUGAGAGCAGCUGAGGUCUUUCAGUAUUCAUGUAACAAAGCAAUUAUUGAAAUGAGUACUAAGUAAAGUCAAAUGCUAUGCAAUGUAUAUAACUUAUUGCACUAGUG
Molecule: messenger RNA, 2710 nt
Organism: Emys orbicularis (European pond turtle)
Lineage: Eukaryota; Metazoa; Chordata; Testudines; Emydidae
Gene: EME1
Product: essential meiotic structure-specific endonuclease 1
Exons: 8
Coding region: 1-1794 (597 amino acids)
Biological process (GO): mitotic intra-S DNA damage checkpoint signaling; double-strand break repair; resolution of meiotic recombination intermediates
Cellular component (GO): Holliday junction resolvase complex; nucleus
Molecular function (GO): crossover junction DNA endonuclease activity; DNA binding
Source: RefSeq, a predicted model, not a curated record